Molecule: messenger RNA, 3262 nt
Organism: Leguminivora glycinivorella
Lineage: Eukaryota; Metazoa; Arthropoda; Insecta; Lepidoptera; Tortricidae
Gene: Arl5
Product: ADP-ribosylation factor-like protein 5B
Exons: 5
Coding region: 465-1004 (179 amino acids)
Biological process (GO): intracellular protein transport; vesicle-mediated transport; protein localization to Golgi membrane
Cellular component (GO): trans-Golgi network; cytoplasm
Molecular function (GO): GTPase activity; GTP binding
Source: RefSeq, a predicted model, not a curated record
CCAUGUUAUUUUAUAUUAUUUAUAACGAAUCUUAUAGGGAAUAUAAUAUUUGAUAGAUUUAAAUAACAUAAAAUAAAUGUAUAAAUGUAACAUUUGGCGAGAACUUCAGCUUUUAUUCGACUUUUAUAAUAGACCCCAUAUUACCUCUCUCUUCUACUCGCGCCCUUCCCAUUUGUUCACCUUGUAUUGUAUUUAGUCCAAAAUGUCGAAUUUAGAGGUGUUUGACGUGUAAAUUGUAACAUAUUUUUUCUACAAAACUAUGAACUAAGUAGUCUAAAUAGUUUUAUUCCAAAUAUUUGUGACAAGUGUAAGAUAAGUCACUAGGUUAGAUAAUUAAAGGCAGCAUAAGGACAAGAUAAAAGUGACCCGAUGAGGUUCAGAUGUGAAACAAGUAGUUUACCUUCCAUGUAGCAUUUCUUUCGUUUAUAGACAACCCACCCUCCUUUUGCUACAUCCAGGGUGCGAUGGGAUUACUGAUAUCUAAAAUAUGGAGCCUCUUCGGGAACGAAGAACACAAGUUGGUGCUAGUGGGGUUGGAUAAUGCAGGCAAGACCACUAUCCUGUACCAGCUGCUUCUCGGCGAGGCGGUCCACACGCGGCCCACGAUCGGCUCUAAUGUGGAAGAGGUUGUGUGGAGAAACUUGCGUUUUGUCAUGUGGGACCUCGGCGGGCAACAGAGCUUGCGCUCUGCUUGGAAUACAUAUUACACUAAUAGCGAGUUCGUGAUAAUGGUGAUCGACUCGACGGACCGGCAGCGCCUGGGCAUCAGUCGCGAGGAGCUGCACCGCAUGCUGGCGCACGAGGAGCUCGGCCGCGCGUGCCUACUCGUCUACGCCAACAAACAGGACGUGAAAGGCUCAAUGAGCGCUGCUGAAAUAUCGGAGCAACUGGACCUGACGUCUAUCAAGCAACACCCGUGGCACAUACAGGCGUGCUGCGCGCUCACCGGAGAAGGGCUACAUUUAGGGCUCGAGUGGAUCGCGAGUCGGAUAAAAAAGAAAUGAUAGUCCACCGGUGCGUUAUAUACUUAUAUUGUUAACUUUUAAAUUACGUUUAAAACCAGUAGCCUUAUCACUAGCUUGACACUGAGAUGUUCUGUAACUUCUGUAGCUUGUACUUUUAUGCAUCUCCCUGUAGGGAAAUGUGGGCACAGAACGUGCGCAGAUUUUAUCCAAUAUGCCAGUGUCAAGCUCGUGACAAGACUACAAAUGACAGGAUUCCUCACGUAACUGGCAUGCAAAUCCUAACUAAUAAGUAGAUAUAAUGGAAAUCAACUUUUAAAGUGAAUUUCUAUGACGUUAUAAUUAGCUAAUAUGUUAAGUUUAUAUUGAAAAGCUGCCUGUUAUUUCAACCAGCGUCACUGGGUAUAUUAUAAUUAUAACACAUUUUAAAACUUACAUUUAAUUAUGAUUUGUUUGUAUUAAUCAUCAAAGUUGAAUAAUCCUGUUUAUAUUUCACUUCUAAACCUAGAUCAAUAGUUCUACUCCGAUGUUCUGUGUAAGGGUGAUUCUCUGUAAGGAUGUUCAACAAACAGUCCCCUGGCAAUGAUUUUUUGAAAUAUUUAUUAAUGAAAUCCUAAAUAGUUAGUAUAAUUUAAUAAAACCCAUUUGCCUUAAUUAAAUUAUACAAACUAUUUCUGAUUUUAUAAAUAAAUAUUUUAAAAAAUCAUUGCCAGGGGACUGUUUGUUGAACAUCCUUACAGAGAAUCACCCGUAAAGCAAAUGAAGGGUACAUGGAAAUAAAUCAGUCGAAUAUUUUUUUUAUGAGAUUUUAAUCUCAAAAUGUAGAGGUUUCAAUGAACUUCAUUAUGUUAUUAGACUUAUUAGUUACAACUUCGAUUGCCAUUGUGUUUGUAAAUAUAAGUUUUUUUUUCUCACUUUAAAACCUAAAUACGGAACCCUAAAACAUUACUGACAAACCGCGAUAACUGAAAAUGUUAUCAAAGUGACUAGACAUUCUUUCCGUGUGUUCCCUUCAUAUCAGGGAUGUUGCGGAGGCAGAUUUUUUGACAUCCGCGGAUGCGGAUGCAGAUGCGGAUUUUUCAAGUCCCACAUCUGCAGAUGCGGAUGCGGAUGCGGAUGCGAAUGUGAGGAUAGGCACUUACUCAGGCAUAUUAAAAACACAAAAUUUGAUCAAAGAAGUUAUAUUUAUUCAAAAAGAUAACGUUUCAUAUUUAAAAAUCUUAGAAAUUAAGAUAAAGGUGGGCCAACGAUACUAAAAAUCAUAGAAUUCUAUGAAAUAAGGGUGGAUUCCUGUUGAUGUUUGCAACUUUGCAAUAGGCGCAACCCGCGAUCCACGAAUCACAGACGUGUAACGAGACUCGUAUUGGCCAAUGGUGAAUUUACCGUGCACGUGGGCCGCGUCUAAGUCGUUCCUGUACCGACCUGUUCAACAUCCGCAUCAUGCGAAUGCUCCGUAUUGAUUUUUGCGGAGGCGGAUGCGGAUUUUGAAAAUGAUGCGGAAGUUCCGCGCGUGCGGAUGCGGAUGCGAAUAUCCGCAACAUCCCUGCUUCAUAUAUUGUGACAGUUAUGCAAUAACGAUUUCGAUGAUGAUAAGGUACAGUCACGAGCUUUAAUUUGUGACCCAUUUUCGGUAAACGUUAGAACAUUCAUAAUGCAGUAAGGUCGAAACUUUAGUGUAUCAUAAAAAGUCAUAUCUAAUCGACUCUUGAAAUGACAACCUCUUUGCAAAAAGCUAUCAUUACGGUUUUCGACAUAUUUCCUGUCAGUGUCAGUCAAGAAAAUAGUUUAAUGUGAAGGACGAACGUAAACGUCGAUAGUAAACAUUAUGGAAUUGACAGCGUUAAAAUAUUAGCUCUAAAUAGCGAAAGUUUGCUACACGAUAUUCAACCUUGGGUGGGUCCCAAAUUAAAGCUCGUGACUGUACCUCUUUGUAUGAAAAACCACAGAUACACAGUUAAAAUAUUCGAGAAUAUAUUAUGUGUGCACUAAGGGUAAUUUUUUAUGUUACGAAACUAUUAUAUGUAUAAUCACCAUUUUCCUCAAUUCACCAAUGCCAUGAAAACAUUUGAUUAGUCAAUUUUAAAUCGUCAGUAAAUUAAAAAAAUAUUAACUAAUAAUAUUACGUAACUGACUAUCUGACAAACAGGGAAUCAGGGAAAAUUACCGGUAGUGCACUAAACUCAUGAAAACAGUACAAGAACUCCUGCGACAAUAACGAAGCUGAGAGUUGCCGUGGUCGACAACAGUCAAUUAUUCUUAAUAUCGGAAUGUAUAAAUACCAAAUAAAAUUUAAUUUGGGA